GGAAGAAUCAGGGAUUUCCUGCUUUUGGUAGAACUCUCCGGAAACCUCCGACAACCAUGCUCCUUAUAAAACCCUAACCCUAACCACAUUACCAGACCAUCGCACAAAUCAACCAUGUUCUUCUUCUUCGUCGGAGGAGUGACUCAAGAGGUUCGUCAGGUGCUGAAGCAAGAAGCCGGAAUUUGCAUCAACUGCCGGUCACCGGCGGACCUUGUCGAUACCAACAAAGUCCUCAAGCUGUUCUUCGUACCGGUCUGGCGUUGGCCGGGCAAAGAUCAGCUCAUGCACUGUAACAAUUGCGGCCUAUUUUAUCCGCCCUUGCUUUCUUCCGACUUCCGCCCGUCGGAAACCCUCCGAUGUCAGUUCUGCGAUCGGGAGGUUGACUCUGAUUUCAAGUUUUGCCCCUUUUGUGGCUCUGCUCUUUGAAUUCAUAUAAAAUUAUUAUUCUCUGUAGCAUUAUGAUGUCAAAUUCUGCUUUUGUUUACAUUCUGUUUGAAUAAAUUGGUUGCAUCUUGUAAUUAGUAAAAUAUAGACCAAAGAUCUUACUUGUAGUAUACGCGGUAAUUGAACGCUGUCACUCACAACUUUAUUUUUUUUUUCUGAGUGUCUAGCGCCUGUGUAGCAGAUGUCUUAGGUUCGAAUCUUGUUUAAACUGGUUGCAUCUUGUCGUUUAUAGUUGUGUUGGAUGAUCGAUCAGGGAUUAUUUGUGUUAGUUUUGAUCAA
This is a messenger RNA of Helianthus annuus (common sunflower), 723 nucleotides long. RefSeq lists its product as uncharacterized. NCBI's taxonomy places the organism in Eukaryota, Viridiplantae, Streptophyta, Magnoliopsida, Asterales, Asteraceae. The coding region runs from base 115 to 426 and encodes 103 amino acids. The transcript has a single exon. The record is from RefSeq and is a predicted model, not a curated record.